AAGGCAACUGAUAAAACGUUUCAACCGCUAAAACUCUACCACAGAUGGAAUUCAUUUGUGUGUGGGAAUUAUUUUGCUGUAGUGAUCCCCAAUUGAACUAUAAUGGGGAAGAUUGUGUAUGCCUUGUCAGCACCUUUGGCGUCACAAGGCAGGCACUUGUAAGUGAGUGUCUCACAUGCAAACGCGAAGAGUUUCAGAAGCAAACUCGCACCAUGGGCAGCCAAUUCCUCGCGCUGCUCACAAUCAGUAUUUUGUGAGACUCUGACUCUGAAGCAUCGAAUCAGCGAGGAGAUCUUCCACCCGCACAUCCAACAUCCCGCGACUCUGAUCAUCUCUCCCUCACAGCAGGGAAGUUGUGCCACUGAAGAUCCCAACACACAUUUUUUUGAAGUGAUUGAAGUGAAUAGAAAAUUUCUUUUAAAUUUUGUGAUUUUAAGACGAAAAAAAAAGUUUCUAUCCUCGCGAUCGUCAAAUCCUUGAGUGUGGGCUAUAGCUGAUCAUCUGCCUUCCUAGCUAAAGAUAAAACGAAUCCCCGCGGCCAUGGCACUGAGCAUACGAUGGAGUGUGGCGGGUGUUGUAUGCCUUCUGGCCAUUCUUCAGCCUCUUCUUGCACAAUACGAUGACUUCCCUGGGCCAUACUGUGCCGAUUCCAGAUAUGGCGGAUGCUGCAACAGUCGACAAGAUACAUGCGCCGUCCCCAUAUCCACAACCCUCUGCUAUUGCGAUGAAUUCUGCAACCGAACGACAAACAGCGAUUGCUGCCCAGACUACCAGGAAAUAUGUCUGGGCAUACCCCCUCCUGCCCCAAUCCUUGGAUGCCACCACAAUGGCAUCUACUUCACACAAUUCGACGCCCCUAUCAAGGACAACUGCAACCUUUGCCGGUGCCAACCCAACGGCCAGACGCUCUGCGACAGAGAUGUCUGCCUUGUUGAUGAACAUCUCCUGCACACCAUCAAUUCAGGCUACAACGGCUGGCGUGCAACCAACUACACCGAAUUCUGGGGACGCAAAUUAUCUGAUGGCUUGGAUCUUCGUCUUGGAACCUUCGAACCAACCUACCCCGUUAAGGCCAUGACACGUCUUACAAAUCGUCGUGGUGAAUUGGCACGAUCUUUCGAUGCUCGCGAUCAAUGGCCGGGAUUUGUGACGCAUGUUGUGGAUCAAGGGUGGUGUGGCUCAUCGUGGGCUGUCUCAACUACCUCCGUUGCAUCUGAUCGCUUUGCCAUCCUCUCCAAGGGUAAGGAAGUUGUCCAGCUGGCACCACAGCAGUUGCUUUCGUGCGUUCGCAAGCAACGUGGCUGCAACGGAGGACACUUGGAUGUUGCAUGGAACUACCUGCGAAGGAUUGGUGUUGCCAAUGACGAAUGCUACCCAUAUGAGGCUUCAAGGAGUAAAUGUCGCGUCCACCGGGGUGCUGAUUUGGUGUCUCUGAAGUGUCAGCUGCCUAGUAAGGUUCCACGGCAGCACUUCUACCAAAUGGGUCCUGCGUACUCGCUGAACAACGAAACAGACAUCAUGGCUGAGAUUCAGCGAUCGGGACCCGUUCAGGCCACCAUGCGUGUCUACAGAGACUUCUUCAGCUACUCAGGAGGAAUCUACAGACACACUCAAACUGAUAACUCCGACAAGGGUGGCUUCCACUCUGUACGAAUUGUCGGUUGGGGAGAAGAGCAGGAAGGUUAUUCAGUAACAAAGUACUGGAUUGCUGCCAACUCUUGGGGCACCUGGUGGGGCGAAGAUGGCUACUUCCGCAUCCUCCGUGGCACCAAUGAGUGUGAAAUUGAAAACUACGUCCUGGCCUCAUGGGCAGAUGUGUUCACGAAGCAAAAGUCCCUCUCGCAGACUUUUGCUCGCCGUCGCUAUUAAAGUGUUCUCAUCAUCGAAAUAAAACACCCAUCUCCGACGUCCUGGAGAUGUGCAGCGCUUUAUACGCACCCCAAAAUGCAAUCUUUUCAUUUUCUUUUUUUUUUUUCACGAAGCAAUCAACCAAGCGAAUUUAAAUCAUUUUAAAAAUUUACCCGAAUAGGGAUCGUUAUUAGAGAGAGAGCAACAAGAGAAAAUCUUCAUUAUCACUAUAAGAUUUAUUUAAAAAAUAUACGUGCAGCGAAAUGUUCAAUUUUUUAUUAUUUUACAAAAAUUUGGGAUUUGCGUCCUAUUCGCUUACGUAUGCAUCUGUGUUAUUUAUAGAUUUUUUUUCGUGUAAUUUAAAAAAGCAGAAAAGAGCGAAAUCUUGUGUACCAUAUUUUUGUAAUUUUUAUUAUUAUUAAAUGGCGUUGUGCUCCUUUCUGAGUUGAUGAUUUAAAUUGAAGAAAAAUUACGCAAAAGUUUGAUUAAAUUCUUUUAAUUUUUGUUUGAGAGAAUGUUUCAAGGAUGAAAGUAUUAAAAACUUAUUCCAUAUUAAUUCAGGAUUAAUGAUGUGGGCGUAUUUUUUUUUAAUUAAAUUGUAAACUCAGAAUCAAGUAUAGCCAAAACAGUGUAUUAUAACACUCAUGUAUCUUUUAGAUUUUAAUAAAAAUUUGUUCUUUUAA
Messenger RNA from Lutzomyia longipalpis, 2531 nucleotides. RefSeq names its product tubulointerstitial nephritis antigen-like (gene Swim). The record is from RefSeq and is a predicted model, not a curated record. Gene Ontology annotation, cellular component: lysosome. Gene Ontology annotation, molecular function: cysteine-type peptidase activity. Bases 541 to 1869 code for a protein of 442 amino acids. The transcript is spliced from 4 exons. Gene Ontology annotation, biological process: proteolysis. NCBI's taxonomy places the organism in Eukaryota, Metazoa, Arthropoda, Insecta, Diptera, Psychodidae.